GCUAAAUGACGGCGGUGUGUAGCAAUGAGAAAGCCUUUUUGUGUGUUGUCAACGUAUAAAAGACAUUUCUGCCGCAGUUUCUUUCUUUGGAAUAAUGUCGGCUGAAUAUGACAAUAGAGACAAUGGCCCCGAGGGCAUGGAGCCAGAUGGCAUCAUUGAGAGUAACUGGAAUCAGAUCACGGAGAGUUUUGAUGAGAUGAACCUGAGAGAGUCCCUGCUCAGGGGAAUUUAUGCCUAUGGUUUCGAGAAGCCCUCCGCUAUCCAGCAGAGAGCCAUUAUCCCUUGUAUCAAGGGCUACGAUGUGAUCGCUCAGGCCCAGUCUGGCACUGGGAAGACUGCCACCUUUGCCAUCUCCAUCCUCCAGCAGACUGACGUGGACCUGAAAGAGACCCAGGCUCUGGUCCUGGCUCCCACCAGGGAGCUGGCUCAGCAGAUCCAGAAGGUGGUGCUGUCCCUGGGUGACUACAUGGGAGCCGUUUGCUACGCCUGCAUUGGAGGGACCAGCGUCCGCACCGAGGUCCAGAGGCUGUCCUGUGAGGCCCCUCACAUCGUUGUGGGAACCCCCGGUCGUGUGUUUGAUAUGAUAUCCCGUGGAUCCUUGUGUCCCAAGUUCAUCAAGAUGUUUGUCCUUGAUGAGGCUGAUGAAAUGCUGAGUCGAGGGUUCAAGGAUCAGAUCUAUGACAUCUUCAGGAAAAUGAACAGCAGCGCCCAGGUCGUCCUGCUGUCAGCCACCAUGCCUGCUGAGGUGUUGGAGGUCACAAAGAAGUUCAUGCGUGAUCCAGUCAGGAUCCUGGUGAAGAAGGAGGAGCUGACCCUCGAGGGUAUCCGCCAGUUCUACAUCAACGUGGAGAAGGAGGAGUGGAAGCUGGACACGCUGUGUGACCUGUACGAGACUCUGACCAUCACUCAGGCCGUCAUCUUCAUCAACACGAGGAGGAAAGUGGACUGGCUCACUGAGAAGAUGCACGCUAGAGACUUCACAGUCUCUGCUCUGCAUGGUGACAUGGACCAGAAAGAGAGAGACCUGAUCAUGAGGGAGUUCCGCUCCGGCUCCAGUCGAGUCCUCAUCACCACUGACCUGCUGGCCAGAGGCAUUGAUGUCCAGCAGGUGUCUCUAGUUAUUAACUACGACCUGCCGACCAACAGAGAAAACUACAUCCACAGGAUUGGUCGGGGCGGUCGUUUCGGCAGAAAGGGAGUAGCCAUCAACAUGGUGACCGAGGACGAUAAACGCACCCUGAGAGACAUCGAGACAUUCUACAACACCACCAUCGAGGAGAUGCCCAUGAACGUGGCCGACCUGAUCUAGAAGAUUCCUCACGCCCUCUGUCCUCCCCCAUCCCGCUUAUUUUAGAUGUCAAAACCUUGUUUCUUAUACGAUCUGAUUCUAAGAACUUGUUUUGCUAAAUUCAGCCUCGACUUUCCCCCCCUCCAUCAUAAAGGAAAGGAAGAAACGCAGCCACCUCUCCUUCCUUUCCUCUCAGAUAGAAUCAGCCAUAUUGGAAGGAUGAUUAUUGACCUGUUUCAUGUGUUUGCCAUAGUCCAUGACCCCCACAUCAGCACCCAAAUUCUUCCUGCAGCUGUCAAAUUUGAAUUUUCAUCACAGAGGACUUUUAACAGUUUGUACUGGGGUCCAUCCAGAGCUAAACAGGAACCGCGUUUCCAAAAGCACAUAAAAAAAAGGUUCAAAAUUUUAAAACAUGACUCGGUUGUGUAAGCGUUGUGCAUGUUAGAGAAACUGUGAAAUGUGGCUGCCAGUGGACAGAUUUUGACCACAGCUUGGUUUGGACUCGGACCAUAACAUGCUGCAUUUGACCAGAUCAGUAUUUACACAACUUUCAGUGUACUUAAAAACAUCAUGAUCAUGUUGAGAAGAGCGGUCUGGGGGCCAGAGUACACAGGGCAUACUCAAUAAAAAGACCUGUAUAGUAAAACUCCA
Molecule: messenger RNA, 1939 nt
Organism: Cheilinus undulatus (humphead wrasse)
Lineage: Eukaryota; Metazoa; Chordata; Actinopteri; Labriformes; Labridae
Product: eukaryotic initiation factor 4A-I
Exons: 11
Coding region: 95-1309 (404 amino acids)
Biological process (GO): cytoplasmic translational initiation
Cellular component (GO): cytoplasmic stress granule
Molecular function (GO): ATP binding; RNA helicase activity; translation initiation factor activity
Source: RefSeq, a predicted model, not a curated record